Molecule: messenger RNA, 5577 nt
Organism: Haliotis rufescens (red abalone)
Lineage: Eukaryota; Metazoa; Mollusca; Gastropoda; Lepetellida; Haliotidae
Product: putative ZDHHC-type palmitoyltransferase 6
Exons: 9
Coding region: 93-1799 (568 amino acids)
Biological process (GO): protein palmitoylation
Cellular component (GO): Golgi membrane
Molecular function (GO): palmitoyltransferase activity; protein binding
Source: RefSeq, a predicted model, not a curated record
AUGGCGACGUAAAUGAUAAGUUUAGUGUUGCGUAGGGACGUUUUGUUCUUUCUUUUGACAGUUCUAAUUAGCUGACACACUAUUUGUGCAAAAUGACGGACGAUCCGAUGAGGUUUGCCCACAGCUUGAUACCAAAUCCAAACAUACCUCCAGAUUAUAAUAUAUUGGCCAAUGCCAUCUCAAACUGUUCGGGGCCGGUCGUUCAUCAAAUGUUGAAGCAGAACCCAGACUUGGUGAAUUUAAAGGCAUGGCAUGGCCAGACUGCUCUACACAGAGCCUGCCUGGGUGGGAAUUCCGACAUCGUUGGGCUGCUGCUGCAAGCUGGAAGUAAUCCGAAUGAGCCCAAUGACUUUGAUGAGACACCACUACACUAUGCAGCCAAGAGAGGAAACUUGCAAGUUUUCCAGAUGUUGGUUCAGUUUGGAGGGGAUGCAACACUUACGGACAAGAAUGGAAAAGGGAUGAUCCAUCAUUCCGCCGAGACUGGGACCGUAUACAUGCUCCACUAUCUGUGGGAAGUUCAGCAACUCAGCUUAUCAGAUCCUGAUGCCAAACGUCUCACACCUCUACAUAUUGUGUGCAAACAUGGCCAAGUGGACUCCCUGAAGUAUCUUCUCAAGAAAGGGAGAUGCAACCUGUACGCGACGGACUGCGAGGGCAACACGGCGGUGCACAUGGCGGUGCAGGAGGGGCACAGCUACAUGACCUGGCUGCUGCUGGAGGUCAUGGGGACCAAAGUGUUAAAUGUCACCAACAACGAGGGUUACACUCCUGGGGAUCUCGCAACAAUGAGGGACAAGACAGGGCACAGAGAACUUGUUCCAUUAUUGAAGCAAUUUCGGAGGGCCCCCACGGCCCACCCCCGUGGCCCUGUGUUGAAGUGGUACUUCUACCUGCUUCUCCCUGCUGCUGCCUUCGCUGUGUCAGUCCUGGUGUCCAAGCUUGCGGGAGACAAGUAUCAGGGCGUGGUCGUGUUUGGGGGCCUAGGUGCAGUACUGUUCCAUCUCAGAGACCAGAUGCAUAGAUUCACAGAUAUUAGCAGAUGGCCGAACCCUGUCCAUGCGGGGACGUUUGCAGCUGGCCUCUUCCACACUGCCUUCUACUUCUUCGUCGCCAUCAUGCCUUACAUGACACAGCAUCUAUACAUCAUGUGCCUCACCCCGAUGUAUGCAGUCGGCCUCGUCUACCUCUACUGGACAAUAUUGUUCACUGAUCCAGGUUCUGUAUCCCAGUCGGAAGUAGAUGAGAAAACACUGAAGCCUCUCACUAUCCUUGACCUUUGUCUUCCUGGUAAAAAAUUGGAGCAGUUUUGUAUUUUCUGCGAGAUAGUGCGUCCACCCCGAACCAAGCACUGCCGCCUCUGCAACAAGUGUUUCCGCGACAUGGAUCACCACUGCCUGUUUCUCCUACAGUGUAUCGCACAGAAAAACCACCUCCGCUUCCUCUGGUUCAUCGCUCUCAACAUCAUCGCCAUGGUGAUCUUUCUAGCCAUCUCAACAUCGCAUCUGUUUGAAAUAUACCCCAAAUUAACAAUAUUUGAAAUAGGCAUGACUCUGUUUCACAGCAAUGCGUGGCAUUUGUCUCUCAUCGGACUCAACAUGGCCUCCAUCUUCUGGGGGGUGAAUUUACUACUGUUUCAAUUCCGGAUGGUUGGGAAUGGUUUCACAACGUUCUAUCAACCCAAGCAAAAUGUGGAUGUUCUCACGUCAAUGGAGAAGUGUAUGAAUGUUGUGUAUUUUCUGUUAGGUAGAAGACCUUUUGCAAGAAAUCCGUUUUUAGGGAAGGAAAUGAACGUAUAAAAAAUGCACAUUUUAUUGCAUCAUGUGGUACAUAUAAAUGUAUAAAUUUAUGAUUUUUCUGACGAAUAACCCCUAUCCUUAUAUCAUAGAUAUAAAUUUUAUGGCUUCAUAUUUAUAUGCAAUGAAUAAUAAGAAAAUGAACUUGACUGGGAGCAGUUCUAUUACAUGUCACUGAAGUUUGGCUUUUCCACAUGUGAUACAAGUUGGCUUUAAUCGUUGAUUAGUCAUUACAUACAGUGAGUCUAGUGUCCUCAACGGGCUUAUGUAAGUCUUGUCUAGUGUCCACAACAGGCCUAUGUAAGUCUUGUCUAGUGUCCACAACGGGGCUAUGUAAGUCUUGUCUAGUGUCCACAACGGUACUAUGUAAGUCUUGUCUAGUGUCCACAAUGGGCCUAUGUAAGUCUUGUCUAGUGACCACAACGGGCCUAUGUAAGUCUUGUCAAGUGUCCACAACGGGCCUAUGUAAGUCUUGUCUAGUGUCCACAACGGGCCUAUGUAAGUCUUGUCUAGUGUCCACAACGGGCCUAUGUAAGUCUUGUCUAGUGUCCACAACGGGCCUAUGUAAGUCAUGUCUAGUGUCCACAAUGGGCCUAUGUAAGUCUUGUCUAGUGUCCACAACGGGCCUAUGUAAGUCUUGUCUAGUGUCCACAACGGGCCUAUGUAAGUCUUGUAUGUGAAAGUCAGUUUGUGAGAAGUUUUGAAACAGGCAGCAUUAUUUUGUCUAAUAAUGUAUGUUGGCAAAGAUUUUGGAUUCUAAUGUCACAAUAUUUAUGAAAUUGACAAUAUUACAGCUGCAUCUGUGGUGAGAAGCUUGAAUGUUGUGUUUAGAUAUGUGUUAAAUGUUAUGAAGAUGUGAUCUUUAUGUUUAGCCACAACCAGCUGUAUAAUACUGAACAUUGUUCACAGUUAUGAUGUUGUAAGGCGUUUGUCAGACUUGGGCCAAGGAGGCCUGUGAUUGUUUUCUUACCACAUUUAAAAUUAAAACAGUAUUUUCCCCUCUUUUUACAUUGAUACCAAAAAGUUUUGAAUUGGUUUUCAUCUAUAUAUUUUUUACAUUCAAAUUUUGCCAUUUAGCUUAUCCAUGAUCUGAUGUCUUGCUAGUGUCGUCUUGGAAAUGAAGAACUUUUCCAAACUUUACCUGAGUGGUUAGCAGUUGAGUGAGUGAGUUAAAAGAGGGACUAUGCUCCACUGAAUGGCUCCCAGUCUAGGGCCAUCUUCCCGAGGCAUGAAAGUUAACUGACUAUAAAAGUCCAGUUUCUACCCUUGCCAAACUAGGCUGGUAUUAUGGAGUUACAUUUUGUCUAGACUAACGAGUCAUAGUCCAAUCAAAAUUGUGCAACGAAAUUGAAAUCCGGUUCGUAAACUGUCGUGCAGUAUUCGGUCGAAUGCAGGAUUUGCAAAGCAUGUGCAAUGCCAACUCUUUGUCAACAGAUAUGUUCUAAAUUUUUUCAUAUUUUUAAUCAAGGUGCUCACGUAAUUUGAUGCACCUUGCGAUGUAAGACCCAUUUUAUCACAAUAUAGAUCUUGAUUAUCGAUCAGAUCAUCUUGACUUGGCGCCGUCAAUUUUUUUUUAAGCAAAUGCAAGUGAUACGAGAGGUGGAAUUAAUUGGUCCAUAGGAAAGACUUAGAAGGGACAUAACUCGUAAUAACCACUGGUGGCGCUUCGAUCGAGCCCUAGAAUUCCAGACUAGUUCAGCAAGGGUAGAAACUGGACUUUAAGUCAGUUAACUCUCGUGCCUCGGGGAAGAUGGUCAAGGGCUUGGUGAUGUUAUUACUGCAUUGUGUGAGACAAACAUAUCGUCUCUGUGCAAAUGAGGUUAUCACUAGCUUAAAUUUUGAAAACAAAAUACAAAUGUUUGUUGUCAAACAAAUAAAAUGUGUCUUUGAAUGGCUUGAAUUAAGCCUGUUUCACUGCCCAUGGGCCACGGCUAGUCCCUUUGUAACAUUGGUUUUUUAACAGUAUUUCAGUUCUCUUUCAGUGUCAUUAAAAUCAAAUCUUGUAUUCCGAUAUGAUACAUCUCUGUGUUAAGAACUGAGGAUACAUCUGUUAAUCAGCGUCUUGGAUUUUAAGUUCUCAAUAAGAGUGAGCAAAGUAUUCAGGGAAGCAUAUCUGAUUUCUGUAUCUCAAAAUCAAAUAUAAUCGGCGGGAAAGGUAAAGCAUGUGGAUAUGUUAUACCCAAACGAUUGUACUAACGAGGGUAUGUUCGUAUUCUGGGGCGUUGUUUUCUUUUUGACGAGAACAAAAUUUACAAAUUGAGAUGGUAAAAAAAUGAAGCCGAAUCGUCAAAACAAAUUGACAUCUAAAACCCUCAGGAACCCAAGCAUCCUACAUUUUAGUUGGACGGUCUGAGUUCAGUCAGGGUUCACCUGACCCGACUGAGGAGGUGUCCUCGUGUUGUGAUGCAGAGAGGUAUCAUGUGGAGGUAACAGAUCUGAUUUAAUCACAUUGGUUCUGUCACGGUAUGUUAUCAUCAUGAGUGUUGUAACCCUAAUGUAAUACAGGUCCAACAAAGAGUUAUAACUGCUAUGAAGCUGGGAUUAAAACCAAUGACAGAUUUGACAAGACAGCAUGGAUAUAAACAGCAUUCUGGACCUAAGCAACAUUCACGCAUUCAAUCACUGACACCCAAAACGUAAUUGAAAUUAACAAGUCCCUCUUAACUCAUACAGUAACACCCCAUUCCAUAAAAUGAUGGACCAACGUUACUAUUGACUUUCAAAAGGUGCUCAGUCAUAUUUUUGGUGUGGACAAAGGACUGGUGUCUUCAGCGUGGGAAGUGGUUGUCCGGGAUUGCUCCAGCCCGAUGAUGUACUUGUACUGUGUAAUAUACGGUAUGAGGAUUGCUCCAGUCUGAUGAUGUACUUGUAUUGUGUAAUAUACGGUAUGAGGAUUGCUCCAACCUGAUCAUGUACUUGUAUUGUGUAUUGUACGGUAUGAAGAGCUCUCCAUUCUGAUGAUGUACUUGUAUUGUGUAACGUACGGUAUGAAGAGCUCUCCAUUCUGAUGAUGUACUUGUAUUGUGUAACGUACGGUAUGAAGAGCUCUCCAUUCUGAUGAUGUACUUGUAUUGUGUAACGUACGGUAUGAGGAUUGCUCCAGUCUGAUGAUGUGCUUGUAUAUCGUGUAAUAUACGGUAUGAAGAUUGCUCUAGUCUCAUGAUGUAUUUGUAUUGUGUAAUAUACGGUAUUAGGAUUGCUUCUGUAUGGUAUGGUAUGGUAUGGUAUGGUAUGGUAUGGUAUGGUAUGGUAUGGUAUGGUAUGGUAUGGUAUGGUAUGGUAUGGUAUGGUAUGGUAUGGUAUGGUAUGGUGCUACACAUGUUUGAUGGCAGACAGGUCUGUGUGCCCCCCAGCUAAAUACUGAACUGUUUUCAUUGUUGGUUCUCAUGCUGCCGUGUUUAGAAGUGCUUAUCCCUUACUGUGUCAUGACUGAAUAUCCUCCAUCAGUACCAUUUGUGACUCUGCUUCAUGAAAUUCCACAAGGUGUUGUCACCGAGAGAUCUGGACAUGUAAAUCAAAUGGGGUUUGGUUCCUGAUCAGACUGAUUCUGUGUUGUAUUUAUGACCUGGUUUCUUUCAUGUAAAACCUGAUAAUGGUUGAUCAUACAGAAAACUGUUGAUUGUUGACCAGCUCUUGUUUGGACCCUCUCUCACUUAUGCACAAGUGUUUGUUUGUUUGUUGUUUAAUGUCGCACUCAGCAAUUUUCCAGCUAUAUGACGGCAGUCUGUAAAUAAUCAAGUCCGGACCAGACAAUCCAGUGAUUGAUAUCAUGAGCAUUGAU